AUGAUGAUUACGGACCGUACGCCGAACGUGCCUAUUCUUAUUUUCUCAGCCCUCCUCCGUUCGCUGGGUCCAAUUCGGCUGUGCCUCUCACACGCUGACCUGACCGCGCCGUUCUCCACCUUUCGAUUCCGCCGCCCGUUCACGUUCCGCCCCAUUCCUCGCUCCCUCACCCACUUCUCCAAGCCCUCCUCGAACGCUCAUCGGACUUGCGGCCCUGUGAAACCCUAUGCCUGCGACCUAGACAUUGACAUCUUCUCGCCCUUUGUUGCCGUCACCAAGUGUCUUGCCCUCGUGCCAUAUAGAUCGCCGCCGUCGCCUCCUCAAUUGCUCCCCCCUCUGUUCGGCCUCGCUUACCGGACCCUGCCGUCGCAUACUGGCCGGCUCCGCCUGCGCGUUCUCCGGGCGGGAUCCUCCACGCCUUCGGUGGGGACGACUCCGGCGAAGAAAGAGCCCCAGCCGCUUCCGAUGACCCCGCUGGAGAAGAUGCUGCAGGAUAUGGGUUCAGUCCGGGAUGAUGGCAGUGACAAGUUCUUUGGAAUGGAGAACUUCGGCAAUACCUGCUACUGUAACUCGAUCUUGCAAUGUCUGUACUAUUCAGUCCCGUUUCGAGAAGCCGUCAUCAAUUAUCCGACACGGACACCGAUCGAAAGCCUGGAAGCCGCAAUGAUGAAGAACCUUCGGUUUCAGAACGUCGCUGCGAACUUGGAGGCGGAAGCACAAGCGGAAAAGCAGAAGGCCCUGAAUGCUCAGCGCCCCGGGGCGCCGCCGGCUCCACCACAGAAGCCCGAGGACAAGGAGUCGCCGGAAUAUAAGAAGAAGAUGGCCUUGCAGACACUGCCGCUGUUGGAAACGAAGAAUAACGCGGUCAGUUACGGCAUGUCAGAGUCGCUUUUUACCUCACUCAAGGACCUUUUCGAGUCGGUUGUCGCGAGCCAGUCUAGGAUAGGGAUAAUCCGUCCGCAACAUUUUCUGGACGUCCUUCGCCGUGAGCAUGAAAUGUUCCGGUCGGCGAUGCAUCAAGACGCACACGAAUUUCUAAACCUUCUGCUCAACGAAGUGGUGGCGAACGUAGAGGCCGAAGCCAUGAAGCAACCGGCACCGGAAAGGGCGCUUCUGCCCGCAGAACACACCGAAUCUUCCGAACAGUCGGUCAGCUCGGGGUCCAAGACCCCCAAUACGACGCGGUGGGUGCACGAGCUCUUUGAGGGGACUUUGACGUCGGAAACGCAAUGUCUUACCUGUGAGAAGGUGUCUCAACGAGACGAGAUUUUCUUGGACCUGUCUGUGGAUCUAGAACAGCACUCGUCGGUCACUUCGUGUCUACGGAAGUUUUCGGCAGAGGAGAUGCUUUGUGAACGAAACAAGUUUCACUGCGACAACUGCGGGGGUCUCCAGGAGGCCGAAAAACGGAUGAAGAUCAAGCGCCUUCCCCGGAUCUUGGCCCUGCACCUGAAGCGUUUCAAAUAUACCGAAGAUCUGCAGCGGCUCCAAAAGCUCUUCCACCGGGUCGUGUACCCCUACCAUCUUCGCCUCUUCAACACCACCGACGAUGCUGAAGACCCUGAUCGCCUAUACGAGCUGUACGCAGUGGUGACGCAAGAUCGCGGGUGGCUGCUCUUCGAUGAUGAAAUGGUCGAGCCUGUGGACAAGAACUAUGUGCGCAACUUCUUUGGUGAUAAGCCCGGGCUAGCGUGCGCCUACGUUCUGUUCUAUCAGGAGACCACACUGGAGGCGGUUCUGAAAGAGCAAGAGCUUGAGAACUUGAACUCGAACCUUGCCGAUUUGAACGAAGCUUCUAUGAAACAGAAUGGCUUCCCCCAACCACCAGGGGGGCUGGCCCAUGUUCAUAGUGCCUCGCAGAUUCCCACGUAUGAGGAGUCCCUGCGGAAUACGGGCGGCCUUAAACGAGCCCCCACGGCGCCUCAGCUCCCCACUCAUACGGAGCACACGGGCCCAGAGAAUGUCCCGCUGAGUCCUGCCGUUGCCAUUCCACCCCCCGUCCCGCCCAUCCCAGAAGCCCACAGCAGGCCCUUGAGCCCGAAGAAGAGCGAUGUGCAGUCCAAAAAGGAACGGGCCAAGGAAGAAAAGGAACGCAAGGCAGCUGAAAAGGAGUUGGAGAAGGUGCGUCGCAAAGAACAAGAAGCAAGGGUCAAGGAAAACCAGCGACGCGAGGAAGCCGAACUAAAGGCCGCUCUGGAGGCUAGCAAGGCAUCCAAAGCAGACGAGGACCGGCGAGAGAACGGCAAGGACAGCGAUUCGAAGAAGUCCAGCAGCGGGCUGAGUCGUCUAAAGCGGGGCAGCAAGAGCUUCAGCCAGCGCCUGGGCAAGGAUAAGGACAGUCGCACGACGCCUUCUGGUCUGCCCACCGUGCCUAGCCCUGAGCCUGCGACUCCGACUCCCAACGACGUGCCCCCCGAACACACGCAGCCCCCCUCCCCGCACAAGGGGUCCCCCAAAGAAUCACACAUCCUCCACAAGCCCCUGGGCCACGACGACGAGCACGAUGCGCUAAAAAGCCCCAAAGGCGACCGAGGCAAAUGGCGGAGCUUCAGCAUCCGAAAGAAGUCCUUCAGCAUUCUUUCCUAG
This is a messenger RNA of Aspergillus heteromorphus CBS 117.55, 2586 nucleotides long. It is a transcript of the gene creB, whose product is annotated as ubiquitin C-terminal hydrolase CreB. Gene Ontology annotation, biological process: protein deubiquitination. The transcript has 6 exons. Gene Ontology annotation, molecular function: cysteine-type deubiquitinase activity; cysteine-type endopeptidase activity. Bases 1 to 2586 code for a protein of 861 amino acids. The record is from RefSeq and is a predicted model, not a curated record. Gene Ontology annotation, cellular component: nucleus; cytosol. NCBI's taxonomy places the organism in Eukaryota, Fungi, Ascomycota, Eurotiomycetes, Eurotiales, Aspergillaceae.